UCGUCCUUUAAUGAAUUGUUUAAACAUAUAUAUAUAUAUAUAUACUCUAUCUUUUGCGAAAAGGAAGAUUUGGACAGUUUUUUUCUAAAAGAAAAAGAAUUAAUAAUUUAUUACGAACGCAACGAAUAUUACGAAUUUAUAAAAUACAACACAGAAUUAUGUAUAGAAUUAUAGUCUAAGUUACUAAUUUUGCACAAAAAAACGUAUGGAUUUUUUAUUCUCUACAAGAUCAUAAGCUUUUUAAUCAAUCGUCGUUCCCUGAUCAACUACCACCGUACACUGAAUGGUCUCUUCGAAGAGGAACUUGAAAAGGACGAGAAAAUCCGGACAGUGAUGCUCACGCCCUUGCGCGGGAUAUCCACCCUCGCGUACAUAUAUGCCGGCUGUGUAUUUACCCUAUUUGUGAUGUAUCUCAUGCCAACGUUCGUCGUCAUCACCCGUGGUAUUCUUCAUUCACAUUUACCUACGAACUACAGUCUACCGUACACCAAACAGGGACACGGAUAUUUCUGGACUGUUCCCACCGGCUUCUUACGUCAUUUUCAUCUGCUUUUUGAGAUGUCCGCGUUAAUAUUACAAACUUUCACAACUAUCGGCGUCGACAACGCUUUCGGAUUUUACAUCUACCUGCUCGCCUCGACGAUGCGCGCCAUGACUUUCAGACUCACGAAUCCACUACCCGACGACAAGUUCUCCGACGUGCUGAGAGUGUGCGUGGCGAAGCACCAGAAGCUAAUGCGAUGUCGAGACACGUUGACGCGAGUUUAUAGUGUGAUAAUCUUCUGGCACAUCCUCACUAGCGCGCUACUCCUUUGUGCGCUGAUAUACGAGGCGAUGCAAGUACGUCGAUCUAUCGGUCGCAAAUUCAUUUCAGAGUUUACCAUCCACAUAAUAUUUAAUAUUGCGACAUACUCUACAAUAAAAUUGCUUCAAAUGUUUACAUAUGCUUGGUAUGGUACGGUCAUAACAAAUAGCGUAAAUUUUCGCAAUGGGAUAUAUUUCAGCGAGUGGCUUAAUUCUAAUCUGGACCAUCACGUGAGAACAAAUGUUCUUCUAAUAAUGAUGCAAAAGCCGAUGGUUAUUAAAGCGUUUACCAUCUCUGUCGAUUUUGUCAUGUUCACAAAUUUUGUGAAUACUACAAUGUCCUACUUCUUUUUGUUGGAAUCUGUGGGCGAUAAGGGUGGAUGAAGAUACUACGUAUUAAUUACUUUUCUAUUGGUAAACUUGUAACUUGUACACAUUGUAAUAUUAAGGAAAUAUAUAAUUAAGGUAGUGCAAUCAA
This is a messenger RNA of Pogonomyrmex barbatus (red harvester ant), 1282 nucleotides long. Its product is annotated as odorant receptor 9a-like. Lineage: Eukaryota; Metazoa; Arthropoda; Insecta; Hymenoptera; Formicidae. The record is from RefSeq and is a predicted model, not a curated record.